AUGUCAGACAAAAAGGAUGGCACACCAUUAAGUAGCAGCUCUCUAGCGCCUCCUUUCCCAUCUCCAUGCACUUUGAGAACAGCACUUGCUCGAUAUGCAGACCUUCUAAAUUCACCAAAAAAGGCUGCUUUAUCUGCUCUAGCUGCUUAUGCUUCUAAUCCAAGCGAAGCUGAACGAUUAAGAUAUCUAGCUUCUCCUGCAGGAAAGGAUGAAUAUUCUCAAUGGGUAGUUGCAAGUCAGAGGAGCCUUCUUGAAGUUAUGGCAGAAUUUCCUACAGCUAAGCCUCCUCUAGGUGUUUUCUUUGCAGCUAUAGCUCCUCGCUUGCAACCUCGAUAUUACUCUAUAUCAUCUUCUCCAAGGAUGGUACCUUCUAGAAUUCAUGUCACAUGUGCGUUAGUGCAUGGACCAACACCAACAGGAAGGGUUCACAAAGGAGUUUGUUCAACCUGGAUGAAGAAUUCAGUUCCAUUAGAAGACAGCCAAGAAUGUAGCUGGGCUCCUAUUUUUGUGAGACAAUCAAAUUUUAAAUUGCCUGCAGAUACCUCUGUACCAAUUAUCAUGAUUGGUCCUGGCACAGGUUUGGCACCCUUUAGGGGCUUCCUGCAGGAAAGGUUGGCAUUGAAAGAAUCUGGAGCUGAACUUGGCCCUGCUAUUCUCUUCUUUGGAUGCAGGAAUCGUGAAAUGGACUUCAUUUACGAGGAUGAGUUGAACAAUUUUGUAAAAGCAGGAGCACUGUCUGAGGUGAUUGUUGCCUUCUCUCGUCAAGGUCCAGCCAAAGAAUAUGUGCAGCACAAGAUGGCUGAAAAGGCUGUGGACAUUUGGGACAUCAUGUCCAAGGGUGGUUACAUAUAUGUCUGUGGUGAUGCUAAAGGCAUGGCCAAAGAUGUCCACCGAGUUCUUCACACCAUAGUUCAAGAGAAGGGUUCUCUGGAUGGCUCCAAGGCUGAGAGCAUGGUGAAAAAUCUGCAAAUGGAAGGGAGGUACUUGCGCGAUGUCUGGUGA
Phoenix dactylifera (date palm) is the source of this 1002-nucleotide messenger RNA. The record is from RefSeq and is a predicted model, not a curated record. NCBI's taxonomy places the organism in Eukaryota, Viridiplantae, Streptophyta, Magnoliopsida, Arecales, Arecaceae.